AUGGCAGAUUCUGAUUCAAAUGCAAAAGCUGUCUGUGAAAGUCCCACUUCACCAAGUAAGAAAGUUGUGGAUCGUCCACUUGGUGGAAUUGCUUUAUUUGGCCCACGAAAUGAAAUCCUGGGUGAGAUGAAAAGUCGACUGAAACUAAGAAUAACUGGGAAUUCAGAAUGCAAAGAAGAAACGUAUCCAGUGACGCCGACAAAUCCUGAAAUUGAACUCCAUGAAUCCUCUUCAUAUGACAAUACCUCAUCCAACCUGUCAACUGAUUCCAGUCCCAGAUCAUCCAUGUACGAUGACGCUGAACAAUCAGAGUUUAAGUCAGUAUCAGAAAUGUUAAUGAAUCGUGCACGUAAACCACCUACACGUAAACCGACUUUAAAUUAUCGCACAGACAACCCGCAUCAACUGUUGCCUAAUUCUUCAUCUGCAUCGAAUGCUGGCAGCCCCUUCGGGCAGUUGAUGUCACCUUUCAGCUGUUGUGGUCCUUCAGCAUCGCUUCAUUAUUUUUUUAGUAAGCUGACAACAUUGUUUUGUCCAGUUCUUUUUACCAUGGGCUGUGAACUGUGACUUAUUUUCUAGAAUACCCUCUUCUUUUGUAAAAUAAAAAAAAAACAACAGUCAAGUUCUGUGAUCAUUUAUCUGGGCUUAAUUUACAAAAAAAAACAUUUG
Molecule: messenger RNA, 669 nt
Organism: Trichobilharzia szidati
Lineage: Eukaryota; Metazoa; Platyhelminthes; Trematoda; Strigeidida; Schistosomatidae
Source: the annotation of a GenBank genome assembly